AUGGAGGACGCACAAUUUUAUAAUUGGAAUAAGGUUUAUGUUGUUUAUUGCGAUGGAUCUUCGUUUACCGGAGAUGUUGAUGCUGUUGACACUGGUAAUAAUCUAACUUAUAGAGGUGCACGGGUGUUCAAAGCCAUUAUGGAAGAACUACUAGCAAGGGGGAUGAAGUGUGCAAAAAAUGCAAUUCUUAGUGGGAGUUCCGCGGGAGGAUUAGCUGCAAUGAUUCAUUGCGAUUACUAUCGUGAGCUUCUCCCUAUUACUGCUAAAGUAAAAUGCCUCCCGAUUGCGUCGUAUUUUUUGCACCGGGAAAAUCAAAUUGGAAGGAAACAGUUUGAGUCGGUGUUUGAGGCGUUAGUUACUUUACAUGGAUCCGCCAAAACUCUGCAUCCAUUGUGCACUUUGUCAAUGAGGCCAAGUCUGUGUUUUUUUCCACAAUAUUUUCUGGUGUAUGUUAAGACACCGAUUUUCAUAGCAAUGUCGGCAUUUGACAAAAUUCAGCUGCAAUAG
This is a messenger RNA of Ipomoea nil (Japanese morning glory), 507 nucleotides long. RefSeq names its product pectin acetylesterase 7-like. Gene Ontology annotation, molecular function: pectin acetylesterase activity. Gene Ontology annotation, biological process: cell wall organization. NCBI's taxonomy places the organism in Eukaryota, Viridiplantae, Streptophyta, Magnoliopsida, Solanales, Convolvulaceae. The transcript has 8 exons. Gene Ontology annotation, cellular component: plant-type cell wall. The record is from RefSeq and is a predicted model, not a curated record. Bases 1 to 507 code for a protein of 168 amino acids.